AUGUUGCCCUCUAUAUAGCAAUUGUUUAUAUUAUAAGUUGUCAUCAAUUGUCACGUUAUUUGAAGAGUGAGUCAAGUCUUGGAUCUAUUGAUUGGUUUUGUCCAUCAAAUGCACUGAUAUAUCGAUCGCAAUGUAUGCCUACUGUCGGACCAGUCAUUUGCCGACACAUAUCGAGGACUCUAUUUAUUGUAAUUUUUAUAACAAUUAUGAAAACAAUUUGGUGACAAUCGGCUCAACACAACUUAAAGUUUACCGAUUGGUCACCGAAAAUGAAGUGAACAAUGAAACGACAAAAGAUGAACAAAAAGAUGAAGUGGUGGUCAUCGGUAGGGAUGCGUCGAGAGUGCGAUUGGAGUGUAUGCAGAGUUUUACAGUUUUCGGUAACAUCGAGUCCAUCGCUAAAGUGUCGUUUGUCGGCUCACAACGCGACUCAAUAUUAUUGGCCUUCCGAUCGGCCAAACUGUCUAUCGUUGAGUACGACCCAAACACUCACGACUUGAAGACCACUUCACUUCACUAUUUCGAGGAACAGGAGAUGAGAGGAGGUUUUACACAGUUUUCAAUGCCGCCAGUCGUCCGAUGCGAUCCCGAAGGUCGGUGUGCGGCUCUAUUGCUCUACUCGAAGAAUAUUAUGAUUUUGCCAUUUCGUAAGGAUAUCGCUACGGGUGAUGAUCAUAAAAAUAUUUCAACGGUUAGCUUCCCUGUGGGCGGAACGGCUUCCAAGUCACCGGUUAUGGCUUCGUAUAAAUUGGAUCUCAAUAGUGAACAAUACGGAGAAAAAGUCAAUAAUAUUCUUGAUAUUCAAUUUCUGCACAAUUAUUAUGAGCCAACACUUCUUAUACUUUACGAACCGGUCCGCACAUGGGCUGGACGUGUGGCAGUCCGUCAGGAUACAUGUGCUAUGCUUGUACUAUCAUUGGAUGUCCACCAACGGGUUCAUCCACACAUUUGGUCUAUGAAUCAUUUGCCAUAUGACUGCUUCAAAGCAAUGCCUGUUCCCAAACCUAUCGGUGGUGUCUUAAUAUUUGCUAAUAAUUCACUGAUUCAUUUAAAUCAAGGACUGCCACCAUAUGGUGUUUCACUCAAUUGUUUUACUGAAGGCAACACAUCAUUCUUAUUGAAAACACAAGAAGAUGUCAAGAUAUCAUUGGACGCAUCCAAAGCCUGUUUCAUAUCUAAUGAUAAAUUAGUAAUAAGUUUGAGAACCGGAGAACUCUAUGUCUUAAGUCUUUCCAAUGAUAUGACUCGUAGUAUAAGAGGCUUUCAUUUUGACAGAUGUGCCGCAAGUGUUCUCUCGACUUCUAUUACUUUAUGCGAAAACGGUUAUAUAUUUCUCGGUUCACGACUCGGAAACUCCAUACUUGUCCACUACAGUGAAAGACCUUACGAUGAAAUCCAAUCAAAACCAGUCAUUGAUGAAAUUGCAGAUUCAACUGUUGAAGAGCCCAAUCUUGACACGAAAUCUCCUUGUGAUGACCAAAGUGAACAAAAUAAUGACAAACAAGACGAUGACAAAGAUAAAUCUGAUGAACCAAUUGACGAAUUUGGAGAACCAUUAAAUAAAAAAAUUAAAAUAGAAGAAAAUGAUGUGCCUGUGGAUCCAGAAAAGGAUAAUAUCGGUAAUUGGUUUGCCGGUGAUGUGGCCCUUAUUGAGGACAAGGAUUUAUUUGAAGCUUAUGGAAAACAGGAGACAUUGCAAAACAAAAAGGAAACGCCGACAACAUUUGUGUUUGAAGUUUGUGAUUCACUUAUUAACAUCAGUCCGUGCGGUCAGAUUUGUAUGGGAGAACCGCAAAUGCUGGCCGAAGAGUUUUCAUCGGGUAAAGAGCCUGACUUGGAAUUAGUCACUACUUCUGGUUUUGCUAAGAAUGGAGCGCUUAGUGUUCUUCAAAGAACAAUAAGACCACAAAUAGUGACCACUUUUGAAUUGCCCGGUUGUACCGAUAUGUGGACAGUCUAUGGUCCUAAUUCACAGUCAACUAAAGACAAUACAAAUGAUUCAAAGACUGACACAAACUUAAUGCACGCCUAUCUUAUAAUUAGCAGAAUUGAUGCCACUCUUGUUCUUCAAACAGGUCAAGAGAUCAAUGAGUUGGAUCAAAGUGGUUUCAGUAGUCAAACGUCAACAAUAUUUGCGGGUAAUUUAGGUUCCAAUCAAUAUAUACUUCAAGUGUCACCAAUGGGUGUACGACUACUUGACGGUGUCCGUGAACUUCAGCAUUUUCCUAUAGACGUGGGAUCACCUAUUUGUUACACAUCAUUAGCAGAUCCAUACGCUGUACUUAUGAGCCAAAAUGGUGUUAUUAUUUUAUUAUGUCUUAAACAUGAAGCCGGAAGCAAUGCCCGUCUUAUCAUCUCUAGACCAGAAUUAUCGACAGCAAAGUCUAAAAUUGUGACCAUUUGUGUCUAUAAAGAUACCAGUGGUCUGUUCACAACUAAAUCCGAGACUCAAACAGACACUACUAAAGCAAACACAAGUCCGUCGACAGUUCCUAAGUCAUCGACAACAGUGGCCGCACAGUUGUCUGCUCUUCCAAAUGCUACUACAGUUGAUGAAGAAGAUGAACUUCUUUAUGGCGAUUAUAGCAUAGAUAAUACUAUAAAAACUGCUGAAGUCAAUGACGUGCCGACUACUUCUGAAUCAGAUGAAUGUAAAUUACAAGAAGUCAAAUCACAAGAACCAACUUAUUGGUUGUUUAUUGUCAGAGAGAAUGGCGUUCUUGAGAUCUAUAGUUUACCGACAUUUAAAAUAACGUUUUUAGUUAAGAACUUUCCGAUGGCUCCCAAAGUUCUGGUGGAUAGUGUUCAGAGCACAGACUAUACUGGGUCUCAACAGCAACAAGACUUGCCCUCAUCGAUGCCAAUCACUCGUGAAAUUUUGAUUACAGGAAUGGGAGCUAAAGAGUCGCGACCAAUGCUUUUCGCCCGAUUUGAUGACGAAUUACUUAUUUAUGAAGCGUUUCCUUAUAAUGAAACACAAGUUGAUAACCAUUUGAAACUUAGAUUUAAAAAGUUUACAAAUCAUAAUAUUCUUGUAAAUGAACCAAAAUUUUGUCGAAACACCAAUCAAAACGAUUCGAAUGAAACAGAAAAAAAUUGUAGUUUACCGACAACUAAGAUGUGGUUGCGUUGCUUUCAAGAUAUUUCUGGCUAUUCUGGAGUUUUCCUCUGCAGUCCAUAUCCUCAUUGGUUUAUAAUGACAUUCAGAGGAGAGUUACGGAUUCAUGAGAUGACUAUCGAUGGAUCGGUUACUUGUUUUGCGCCUUUUCAUAACGUCAACUGUCAAAAAGGUUUCUUGUAUUUCAAUAGCAAAGAAGAGUUACGUAUAUGUGCUUUGGGAACACAUCUCAGUUAUGACGCUAAUUGGCCGGUCAGGAAAGUACCACUUAGAUGUACUCCACAUUUCAUUAACUAUCACGUCGACAGUAAGACAUAUUGUUUAGUGACCAGUGUUUUGGAAGAAGUUACCAAAAUUGUCAGAAUUGGUGGCGAAGAGAAAGAUUACGACUUUCUUGAAAGAGAUAACAGAUAUAUUUAUCCGAAGACCGAACGGUUUUCAAUUCAACUCAUAUCACCCGUUAAUUGGGAUAUAAUACCGCAGACAAAAGUGGAAUUAGAGGAAUGGGAACACGUGACGUGCCUUAAGAAUGUUAUGCUCGCUUCCGAGGGCACAGAAUCCGGACUUAAAGGAUACAUAGCUUUUGGUACUAAUUAUAAUUAUGGCGAAGAUGUCACAAAUCGAGGGCGGAUUUGGAUUCUUGACAUCAUUGAAGUAGUUCCUGAACCAGGAAUGCCAUUAACUAAAAAUAAGAUUAAAAUAGUUUAUUGUAAGGAACAGAAAGGUCCGGUCACUACUCUUUGUCAGGUCAAAGGAUUUCUAUUGACAGCAAUCGGUCAAAAACUAUAUAUUUGGCAGUUAAAGGAAUCAUCACUUAUUGGAAUCGCUUUCAUCGACACUCAAAUCUACAUUCAUUCAGCCAUUUCCAUCAAAAAUCUCGUUCUUAUUGCUGAUAUCUAUAAGUCUAUAUCAAUACUACGAUAUCAAGAGGAGACCCGAACUCUAUCGCUUGUCAGCAAAGAUUGUCGUUCACUUCAAGUGUAUUCAUGUGAUUAUGCCGUCGAUGGUUCACAAAUGUGUUUCGCUGUUUCUGAUUCUGAAAAGAAUAUAAUUUUAUAUUCAUAUCAACCAGAAGUGAGGGAAAGUAUGGGAGGAACACGACUAUUAAGACGAGCCGACUAUUACUUCGGUUCAGUUAUUAAUUCAUUUUUUCGAAUUCAAUGUAAAGUUCCCGUAAAUAUUAAAGACAAAAGAGUUAAACAACAGUUACAGACGAGACAAAUAACAAUGUUUGCAACACUUGAUGGUAGUCUCGGAUAUUUGCUACCAAUUUCAGAGAAGACAUACCGAAGACUAUUGAUGUUACAAAACGUAUUAACCAUUUCACUCCAACAUACGGCAGGACUUAAUCCAAAGGCGUUCCGAAUGAUCAAAAUCUCGAGACCUGAGUUAACUAAUCCAUGCAAAAACAUAUUAGACGGCGAUCUGCUCACUAAAUUCGCUACACUUUCGAUGAAUGAGAAGUCAGAUUUGGCCAAAAAGAUUGGUACCACACCUUCGCAAGUGAUGGAUGACCUCCAAGAGAUAGAUAGAGUCGUCGCUUACUUUUAA
Oppia nitens is the source of this 4669-nucleotide messenger RNA. It is a transcript of the gene CPSF1, whose product is annotated as cleavage and polyadenylation specificity factor subunit 1-like. The transcript has a single exon. The record is from RefSeq and is a predicted model, not a curated record. NCBI's taxonomy places the organism in Eukaryota, Metazoa, Arthropoda, Arachnida, Sarcoptiformes, Oppiidae. Gene Ontology annotation, cellular component: mRNA cleavage and polyadenylation specificity factor complex; nucleus. Gene Ontology annotation, molecular function: nucleic acid binding; protein binding. The coding region runs from base 131 to 4669 and encodes 1512 amino acids.